Molecule: messenger RNA, 758 nt
Organism: Helianthus annuus (common sunflower)
Lineage: Eukaryota; Viridiplantae; Streptophyta; Magnoliopsida; Asterales; Asteraceae
Product: ACT domain-containing protein ACR8-like
Exons: 5
Coding region: 269-565 (98 amino acids)
Source: RefSeq, a predicted model, not a curated record
CCGGGCUGUUGGCCCAAGUGACACGAACGUUUAGAGAAAACGUGAUGAACGUAACACAGGCCGAGAUAUCUACAACAAUGGGUAAUCAUUCUUCGGUUUCGAAAUCGACAUGGACAUCCAAUAUUAGCUCCGAAGAUAUGCUGACCGAAGUUCUGUCGUAUUUCACGCAACCAUCAAUACCGGAGAAGAUGGAGCGUAUCUGGAAUUUUAUAUCAGACAUAUAGAUGGAAGCCCGAUUAGUUCAGAAGCCGAAAAGCAACGAGUGAUCAUGUGUUUAAAAGCCGCGGUUGAAAGAAGGGCACGCGAGGGUGUGUGUCUCGAGCUAUUCAAACCCGACAAACCCGGGCUGUUGGCCCAAGUGACACGAACGUUUAGAGAAAACGCGAUGAACGUAACACAGGCCGAGAUAUCUACAACAAUGGGUAAUCAUUCUUCGGUUUCGAAAUCGACAUGGACAUCCAAUAUUAGCUCCGAAGAUAUGCUGACCGAAGUUCUGUCGUAUUUCACGCAACCAUCAAUACCGGAGAAGACGGAGCGUAUCUGGAAUUUUAUAUCAGACAUAUAGAUGGAAGCCCGAUUAGUUCAGAAGCCGAAAAGCAACGAGUUAUCAUGUGUUUAAAAGCCGCGGUUUAAAGAAGGGCACCCGAGGGUGUGCGUCUCGAGCUAUUCAAACCCGACAAACCCGGGCUGUUGGCCUAAGUGACACGAACGUUUAGAGAAAACGCGAUGAACGUAACACAGACCGAGAUAUCUACAAC